AUGACUAGGACUGCUCUGAUGGAGUUUACGGUUGUACUUCUGGCACUUGUGCCCGGUGCUACGGCAGUCCACAAGCUUUCGCAAUUCACACCAGUUGAGAGCAAAGCGAAAACGUCUCCAACGACGUCGAACAAUACUUUUUUGGACAAACUCGGGCUGCUAGAUUCGUUGUCGGGUGACUCUGAAUUAUCUCUUCCAGAUACUGUCGGUCCUACCCCAUACACCUUUCCUACGUCCAACGGUUGGCGCGACCUUCUUGCGACUAAUUCCAGUCGAUGGAACAACAAUUAUCCCUCUUACCGUCGGUCCUACUACAUAUCUUGGUUCAAACGGGACAGACGAGAAGAAUCGUCGAUGCUUCUCGUUGUGGGUGGCUUGCAGUCGGGUAGGCUGAAUGAUACGUGGAUCUACACAUUUUGGAGCAACUCGUGGUUGCUCUUGUCGUCAAGUUCGUCGUUGCCAGGAACGUAUGCUCUAGGUUAUCAAGUUCUUCCGACUUUGUGUCAGACGUUUGUUGUUUUGGUCAGAAAAGUCGAUGAUGUCUGGUGCUUUAGUGGUCGAACUGAAACGUGGACUAGACUUAGCGUCGAUCCACACAAUCGGUAUUACCAAAGCUUCUCGAUUCAGGGAGCAGUGUCGGUUGAUACGAGCACUCGAAACUGUUUAGACUGUAUAUGCUCCGGUUCUGUGUUUAUAUACGGGAUUGCGUACAUAGACUCUCCAAACUUUCUCCAAAUGAGGGAAUUGCAAUGCAACGAGUCUCUCAAUCAUCGACUCUCCUGUCACUGGCGUCUAACAAAUCGAAACAAGUUUUCUUAUAAGGUAAACACGUCCGAAUAUUGGCACGCAUUUUCUAGAGUACGCGGUCUAAUGGCUGUUGCUGACAACGAGAGACGAAUCAUUUACUUUUCCAAAAGGCUUUCUUACCUUGAUUUUUAUCAAUUCAAAAGAGCAACAAUUGUCAAGUAUGACGUAGAAACGUCAACGUUUACUCAUUUGACCUUUCCUGUGAAGUAUCGUUCUAUAUCCUUCAGAAAUAUGUUCGUCUGGAAUGGUUCCUAUUUGAUGUUGUCAGACCAACAGACCUAUUUGGCGAUAUCACUCAGACGGCAAACGCACUACCGACUGUUGUAUUCCAGCAAGCUUCCUGACUUGGACAACGGUGGAUUGGACGUCGUGUUAACGAUGCCGUUCGUUGGUCCAGUCCGCUUUCACUGGAAUAUUUUUAGCUAUAUCCCACGAGUGUUCGUCUAUCGUGCGGUUGCAUCGAGAGAUCGCGGUUUUCCAAUUUUUUCCUUCAAGUUGAAACGGUUUCCUCCACCGCUGUUUCCCGGUUGCUUGCGUCUGCACGCGUCCGUCUACAAGUACGACUCACAAAUAUUGUACGUCUACGGCGGCGAGGGGUGCGAUCACAAUGCGUCGAGGUCGUCGGCUGGAAAUAUGUGGGAACUGUCGAUGAGUUCCAACACUUGGUGGUUGCUGAGGCCACGGAAAGUUCCUCGAACGCACAUAGCAAAUUGCAUGAGCUACAGCGGAUCGAAUGUUGUUCUCUUCGGGGGACGCUAUGGAAAUGGUAGCGUAGUGAAUGAGCUGUGGUUAUACAACAUAAUUUAUCGAACGUGGAGUGAGAGGAAACUCGUGGAAAGAUCGUGGCCCGAAGCUCGUGCGGGUUGUAGUAUAACUUCGAUGUCUGGUGUUCAUACUCUGGCUCUCUUUGGUGGAUAUUUGAAGGACGGAAAGGGGACGUCGGACGUGUGGUUACUCUCUUUGCACGAAUCGUCUCCAGUAUGGACAAAAAUGACUUUCAAGUCUAGCAAAAGCGUUCCGGCACCGAGAUUCGGCCACAGCGGUGUCACAGUCGGAAGUGAAUUGAUUGUUUAUGGUGGAAUGGGAAGUUUAUUGCAAGACGUCGAUCCCGUGUGUCUCACUGACAUGUGGGCUUUCAGCUUUUCCAGCAGAUCGUGGAGAGAGCUCGUCUCACUGCCAGUCGUUCCAAGACUUCAGUACGGUAGUUUCUCUUUGGAUCGAAGGUUCGACUUGUGUGGCAGUUUUCUGUUACCCUACGGGGGGCGACGUGUCGUGGUGUGGGAAAAUACUGUCGUCAAGAGAGAUGAAUCGGUGCACAAUUCUAUUUGGAUGAUGGACUUGAUGUCAAUGAAACGGACAAGUUUGCCCGCACCAGAUAAUUUAGUACUUGUUCAAGCGUCUGCGAUACUAAACGGUAGUGUCGUUUUGUACGGUCACUCUCCGCAACCGUCUGGAUCGGGAGUUGACGUUUUGCUGGAAAUCGGCGAGUCGUGCUCUUCCGGAUCUGCUCAACUGGACGGACCAGCAGGGUCGUGUACCUCUUGCCCUAUCGGACGUUAUACCAACUACUUUCAUCAAGUCGGUGAUUGUUUGUCGUGCCCUCGCGGAUUGACGACUAGGGAACGAGGAGCCUCGUCCAUCACAAACUGUUUGUGUGACGACAACUACUGCAAACACGGUAGUUGUCAUAAAUCUCCAACGACAGACAAUGAAAUGAACGUUGUUUGCAAGUGCCCCAUUAGCUACACCGGGGAGAGAUGCGAAACCAUUAGUUACGAUUUCUUCUUGCUCGUAUUUGGAGUAUUAACCGUACUGAUCGUAUUCACAACAGUCAGUGUUUGCUACGGCGUCCGAAUCGUGCGCCAUCGCAGGACUAGAAAACAAACAGAGAGAGAACUGGAAGAGACGCGCAGAGCAUUCACCAUUCUACCCCAAGAAAUACAACUACUCGGUCGUCUAGACGAAGACUGUCCAGGCGGAUACGGUCAAGUGCACAAAGCUCAAUACAGGGACUGGGUGGUAGCGGUCAAACAACUGCAGUUUGUAAUGGCGGAAUGGGCUGAUAUCAGAAGAGAGUUUUUGAGAGAAAUUCAGUUUAUGAGAACCGUUCGUCAUCCGAACAUCGUCAUGUUUAUCGGAGCGGGACAAUACAGUACGGACAAUCCCUUCCUCAUUUUAGAGUUUAUGAGCGGCGGAGCUCUGCGAUCAUUGUUACAAGACUCAAGCGUCGAAAUCGCGACUGAAGAAAAAAUAGGUUUCAUUCUAGACGCGGCUGAAGGAAUGAAAUAUUUACAUACUCUCAAACCGCCGAGGAUUCAUCGUGACUUGAAGAGCGCAAAUCUAUUGGUGAGUGCGACUAAGAACAUAAAAGUUAGCGACUUCGGUUCUGCUCGUCUCAUUUCGAUGAAAAGCCGAGUGCUUACAAAGAGAAAUUCGGGUGUCUCAAACGCUAGGAAAGAAGGAGACUUGGAAUCAGAGAAUUUGUUGAAGGAGGAUGCAAACUUAACAAAUCGCCAUAUUGGAACUGCACGUUGGCGUUCUCCGGAACUGUGGAAACAGAAGCCUUAUGGAACAGCGACCGAUGUGUACAGCUUUGGAAUCGUGAUCUGGGAGAUUGUAACACGACAGACGCCUUUCUCAGGACAAGACUAUAGAUUCGAUUCUCAAGUUGAAGACGCUGUUCUCGCGGGUACCAGACCGGUAAUACCAGACACCACCACGAAAGAGUUGAACGACCUCAUGAGCGUUUGCUGGAAGACGAAACCAAGUGACAGACCUCAGUUCGUUGACGUUGUCGUUACCCUUCGACGUUUACUGCAGCAGGUACCGCAACGACAAAACCUAGACACUGUUGAUAAUUCCAUAGCUAGUUACUGCAAAUCAGUUAGCAAGGACAAUACAACCGAAGAAGUCUCAGGGUCGGUAGAUAAUCCGUUAUUGAUGGCAGUAAAGGGGGACAUUGAACAAGUACAGAGUGAAGAGCUGUUGAAGGCAUCAAACUUGUUUCCUCCAUCAGCGAGUACGUGUUUGGACGCAAUUGUGGAAUUGGACUCUACUGUUUAGUGCAUUAUCAAGAUUUUUUUUGUGUCAGUACGAUGCGAAACAAUACUGUAGUGGUGCUGUCUAGCUUGAGAACAAUUAGUAGCAAUGCCAUGUACGUCAUCGACUUUGAUUGCAAUUAAUGUUUAUGCUUCGACAUUAUCAAAUUAUCUACUUGUAAAGCUUGGAUAAAAUAGAUUGUCAAUUGUCUA
Corticium candelabrum is the source of this 4058-nucleotide messenger RNA. RefSeq lists its product as uncharacterized. Gene Ontology annotation, molecular function: ATP binding; protein binding; protein kinase activity. Gene Ontology annotation, biological process: signal transduction; protein phosphorylation. Bases 1 to 3870 code for a protein of 1289 amino acids. Gene Ontology annotation, cellular component: cytoplasm. The transcript has 2 exons. The record is from RefSeq and is a predicted model, not a curated record. NCBI's taxonomy places the organism in Eukaryota, Metazoa, Porifera, Homoscleromorpha, Homosclerophorida, Plakinidae.